GUUCGCUACGAAGGAUCGCCGCGUGUUCGAUGUGUGUGAAGCAAUUCAUUGGAUUGAUAAAAAAAUACCUACCUUAUCCCGCUGGUUGCCGAUACAGAUGCAACCACUGCGGCUUAUUCCCGUAUAUCCGAAAUCCUGUGUGGGCACACGAAGAUUAGCGCACAGAAAUGGUUCUGAGUGAUUUUCCGGCGGUGGCAUUGGGUUAGGCUCCGUGUGGUAGAUUAGGAUUAGGGGCUUUUCAUUGUGGCGCAUAGAGUGUUAGCGCAUCCAUUUGAUUCGUCGGUUUGGCAUUGUAGUGGAUGGAAAUCAUUGAUGCUAAGUGCAGGUGUGUUGAUUCCACUUCAGGGAAUCGUUGGAAACAAAAAUAAAUAAGAAUCAAUUAACAGUCAUGAAUUAAGGAGACCGCGAUAUCAGUGGAUUGGCACGGCAAUGGAUUUGCGUGUCUUCGUGUAUUCGAACAUCAUGCAAGUGAUUCAUACGGAAGAAUUAAUGUGAGCAUGCCGAUGACCUGGUUCUUUGAGCUUCCACCUGUUCAGCUGACGGCGGUGGUUUGCGGCGGCCAUUCGUGACGUUGACGGUACAGUUCAAGGCGUUCUGCAAAAGAGUGUAGUGCAGUGUGGUAGAGAAUUGUACAUACAUAGAAACAAGCUGAAUCCCGUCAACCAUCAACCCAUAAAAGUUCAGUUCAGUUGAUUUGGUAGUGGAACAACAAUCGAAAACACUCGGUCUGGCAGGCGAGGGAAUAACCGGACCGACUCGACACGGUGGGUGCGAAAAUCAAAGGUGGAAAACAGAAGGUGAAAAUAAUUUUCUGCUGCCGUAAUUGUGACCUACCUUCCCGGCUAAUGGUGCGGUUAUGGAUGGUGACCGUGGUCGUUGUGCUGCUCGGAAGGAAACAAACCGCAGGAAGGAGGAAAUAGCUGAACGAAUUAUCUCAUUUGUGUGGAACGUGAACGAAGACAAGCAACAGAAAAAAUUGCGGCAAUAAAGUGGGCAUUGGUUGCCUGUUCGAUAUACGCAGGGAGCUGCAUUUUAAAGAAAUAGGAAUCCUGAGUCGAGUGUGGUUUGUUGUGCAGGAAAACUCCGUUUCGAAGGAUCCCACUUGCUGCGGAAUGUGAUUUGAAUGAGCGGUUGACCGUAGUCCCGUAAUAGUGGAACCAUAAGUGCUAAAAAGGAAUAAUAACCAUUAGCGCGUCUAGUGUAAGUGUGAAAAAAAAGCUAAAAGGGAUGCGAAAAAGCGAGAAGAAAGCCAGAAGCGUCGAAAAAAAGUUUAAAAGUAGCUCUUAAAAAUUAAUUUAGCGCAAGCUGGCUUUAAGUGAAGUGGUGCAAUUAUUCUGAAUAAAAUAUGUGGAGACGACGGGGCUGCCACGAUUCAAUGACGCUGAGCUGCGCGACGAUGCUGGCGACCGUGAUACUGAUGCUGCUACAUCUGGCCACCGAAUCGCGAGCGCAGAUAGACUGGGCCGAGGACGAUGACGAUCCAGUUUCGACAACGACGGUGGAGGCUGUGCUCGGACGAACGACAUCACUGCCCUGCGACAUCACACCUGAUGAAGCCAACGAUCGCGUGUAUAUGGUUCUGUGGUUUCGAGAGAGUGCCGGAAAGCCUUUAUACAGCUACGAUGUCCGAGGGAGACAAUAUGCGAAGGCACUCUAUUGGUCAGAUGGCGCGGCGUUCGGACCACGAGCAUAUUUUGUGACCGUGUCAAAACCGGCGGCGCUCACCGUGGAGAAUAUUCAACUGGAUGAUGAAGGGGUUUAUCGAUGUCGAGUUGAUUUUCAGAACUCGCCAACCCGAAACCAUAGGAUAAAUCUCACUGUCACUGCGCGCGAUGCCAACGACACUGCCAAUAAGGCGGUUCUGACGCAAGAGAUACAGACGACGGCGCCAUCCUGGAUCAGUUAUUUUUCGCUGUCCGCUGUCGGAGCGGAAAUAUUCCGGUUACGGAUGAGAGUGUUUGGCGGUGAUCCGAACAAUCGAAAAAAGAUUCGAGCAGACGCGGAAAGAUCAAUUUCAUCGUGGACUGCGACCAUGUAG
Messenger RNA from Armigeres subalbatus, 2038 nucleotides. RefSeq lists its product as uncharacterized. Bases 1346 to 2038 code for a protein of 230 amino acids. The record is from RefSeq and is a predicted model, not a curated record. The transcript is spliced from 6 exons. Lineage: Eukaryota; Metazoa; Arthropoda; Insecta; Diptera; Culicidae.